This is a messenger RNA of Cannabis sativa, 2479 nucleotides long. Its product is annotated as phosphatidylinositol/phosphatidylcholine transfer protein SFH12. Bases 530 to 2293 code for a protein of 587 amino acids. NCBI's taxonomy places the organism in Eukaryota, Viridiplantae, Streptophyta, Magnoliopsida, Rosales, Cannabaceae. The record is from RefSeq and is a predicted model, not a curated record. The transcript has 15 exons.
AUAAAAAUAGAAAACGCUCCUACGUAAGUGCUCCCUCCCAAAAAAGCUUUCCUACAUUUAUAAAGACAAAAAGACAAAAGGAAGAGAAGUUUUGGCGCGAAAGAAAUUAACUGACAAAAGUGUUUAUAACGAUUCCAGCGGAGUGGCCUUUCAAUUCUUUAGAAUGAUUACAGUUACAGAAAUUAACGAACUUCAAAAAUGGGGAUAUGCCUUGUCAAAAAAAAAAAAAAAAUGGGGAUAUGCCUAACUUGUCAACCCCCAAAAAUAGUCUUCUUCUUCUCCUCCUCAUCAUCAAUCAUUACUGUCUCUCCGCCAUUUUCUAACCUCCAUCAAUACAAUAAUAACCCACUUUCUUACAUUACUUCUUCUCUCUUUCCCCAAACUCCUCCCAUUUCAUACACACUAGGCAAAUUUUUAAGGGCGUUCGUUUCUGGCGCUUGUGAUAUGAGUGUUUGAUACUUCUGGCCCUGGUUGGCUCACUCUUUUAAACCUAUAACGAAACAAUUCUCAGAGAGUAAAAGAAAAAACCAUGUCUGGGCCUUUGUCUCCAAAAACAGUUCCUGAUUUUGAGAACUUUGAGGAUGAGAGGAAGACUAGAAUUGGGUCUUUGAAACAAAAAGCUAUUAAUGCCUCAAGCAAGUUCAGGAAUUCCUUGACUAGAAAGGGCCGAAGAAGUAGCAAAGUCAUGUCUGUUGAAAUAGAAGAUGAGCAUGAUGCAGGCGAGGUACAAGCUGUUGAUGCCUUCCGUCAAGCACUUAUCUUGGAGGAGCUAUUGCCUGCUAAGCAUGAUGAUUACCAUACUUUGCUUAGAUUCUUGAAAGCCAGGAAAUUUGAGGUUGAGAAAGCAAAGCAAAUGUGGUCUGACAUGCUUCAGUGGAGAAAGGAUUUUGGUGCUGACACUGUUAUGGAGGACUUUGACUUCAAGGAACUCAGUGAGGUCUUGGAAUACUAUCCCCAAGGAUAUCAUGGAGUUGAUAAGGAUGGAAGGCCUGUGUACAUUGAGAGACUGGGAAAAGUAGAUGCUACCAAGUUGAUGCAAGUAACUACAAUGGACCGCUAUGUGAAGUACCAUGUUCGAGAGUUUGAGAGGGCAUUUGGUGUUAAGUUCCCAGCUUGUUCAAUUGCAGCAAAGAAGCACAUUGAUCAAAGCACAACCAUAUUGGAUGUGCAAGGCGUGGGACUUAAAAGUUUUACCAAAUCUGCCAGGGAUCUGAUCACUCAACUUCAAAAGAUUGAUGGUGACAAUUAUCCUGAGACCUUGAAUCGCAUGUUUAUCAUUAAUGCUGGUUCCGGGUUUAGGAUGUUGUGGAACACUGUGAAGUCCUUCCUUGAUCCAAAGACCGCUGCAAAGAUCCAUGUUCUUGGAAAUAAAUACCAGAGCAAGUUGCUGGAAAUAAUUGAUGCCAACGAGUUGCCAGAUUUUCUCGGUGGUACUUGUACUUGUGCCGAACAUGGAGGAUGUAUGCGUUCCGACAAGGGUCCCUGGAAGGACGCAGAAAUAUUGAAGAUGGUUCAAAAUGGUGAUCACAAAUGUAAAAGUAAAUCCGAGAGCACAGUUACUGAGGAGAAGACAGUAAUUGAGGAGGAGAUAGUGCACCCCAAGGGAUGUGAUUCUCACCAUAUGGAGACUACUUUAGAAGUAGCUGACAUAGCACACCUCGCUCCAAUUCUUGAGAAAAUAAACUCUCAGAUUCAUGUUCUGAGAAAAUCCCAAAAAUUUCGCAAGUACGAUGACUUUGCUCCAAUGGUUGACAAAACUGUUGAUGCAACAUGGCAAACCGUGGUGGAUAAUAAUAAUUUUUCCCAAGAAAAUUGCAUUACCAGGCAAGGCAGUAGCAGAACAUCAGAAGGGCUUAGCUCCCAUAUUUUAACAGGUGUUAUGACCGUUGUCAUGGGAAUCGUCACCAUGGUUCGUCUCACAAAAAACAUGCCCAAGAAGCUCACAGACUCAACCUUCUACUCUAGCCCCACUUACUGUGAUGAUGAUAGCCAAAUAGUUUCACACCAGUUGCAGGGCAACCCCAUGUCCAAUGCAGACUGUAUGUCUGUGUUGAAACGAAUGGCAGAGUUGGAAGAGAGAGCCGGUGUUUUGAGCAUGAAACCGGUUACCAUGCCACCAGAGAAGGAAGCCAUGCUGAACACUGCUUUAAGCAGGGUUGAUGCUUUAGAGCAAGAGCUUAUGGCAACUAAGAAGGCUUUAGAGGAAUCACUUGCCAGACAGGAGGAGGUCUUUGCUUAUCUUGAAAAGAAGAAGAAAAAGAAGAAAUUGAUGAUGAUGCCAUUCGGCUGGUAGAUUAUUAAUCAAUAUUAUUGGGAAGAUGCCAAAGACCCUUAUAAUUUUAUCUCCAAGCAAAGUUACCUUUAUUAUUAUUUUUUUUUUCUUUCUAUUUAUGUUGUUUAUUAUUCCUUAAUUAUUAAGGCUUGUAUGAAUCACAAAUUUUGGUCAAGUAUAUAUCAAAAGUAUCCAUUUCUUCCCAAA